Molecule: messenger RNA, 2388 nt
Organism: Clupea harengus (Atlantic herring)
Lineage: Eukaryota; Metazoa; Chordata; Actinopteri; Clupeiformes; Clupeidae
Gene: depdc1b
Product: DEP domain containing 1B
Biological process (GO): intracellular signal transduction
Source: RefSeq, a predicted model, not a curated record
GUUGUGCACCAAGUUUUCAAACCUCUAUCAGCUCGCUGGCAUGGCUGGUCGCUUGUAGAGUUAAACUAGAGCUAGCUGGCUAGCUAAACUAUGCGGAAACAUUAUUUCUAAAUAUGAAAUUUACAGAAAUUAUAUGGAUCUGUUUUGAGACUGACUCUGCGUGAAAUGGAUGGUAAAAUAAUCGGACCGGGACCUUACAGGGCUACGAAGCUGUGGAAUGAAACAAUCAGGCUGUUUCGUGGAGGAAUGCCUUUACGGCGACACAGGCUACAUUUCCGUAGUUAUGACAACAGCUUCACUGGCUCAGAGGCUAUUGAUUAUCUCCACGGGCUUCUGAAGCGGAACCACAAUUUUGGACCCGAAGUCACUCGCUACCAGACGCUUCAACUCUUGAGGAAAUUCAUGAGGAACCACGUAAUUGAGGACGUGAAAGGCCGUUUUGGCAAAGAGGAUUUUGAGGAUAAUGGACACUUGUACAGAUUUCCACCAGAAUCCCCCCUGAAACCAGUGCCCAAGAGGCCACGACAGACGGACAGCUUGGCCCUGCCCAGACUGCCCCGCUGGGAUGACUACGAGGAGGUCCUGCCACAGGGGAAUGUCCCCCUAAAGCCUCUCGUCCUGAAUUCAGAGACCUGGAAUAAGAGACACAGCAUAGCUAUUGGAGAGGUGCACGAAUGCAAGCUUAUACGAAGGAGAGAGAUCACUGCAAAACACCUGGACCAGAUCUGGAGGGCGAUGACUUUAGCUGAGUUACAGCGUGUGCUGGGGCUGCAGUCAUUGGAGGGUGUGUUGGACUCCAAGCAUGUCAAGCCCAAGCACAUCAUUCAUAACGUGUACUGUGUCAACAAGCAGGGCAUUGUGGUCCUAAAGAACAAAGCAGAUGACCUUCCACAUUGGGUGUUGUCUGCAAUGAAGUGCUUGGCAAACUGGCCCAAUGGCUGUGACAGCAGACAGCCCAUGUACCCUGGCUUUGAGAGGGACGUGUUCAGGACAGUGGCUGAGUACUUCCAGAGGCUGAAGGAUCCUCUCCUGACAUUCCAGCUCUAUGAUGUGUUUGUAAACAUUCUUGGCCUGCUCCAGAAGCAGCAGGUAGCGUCUGAGGCAGUGCAGAUGUGUUGUGUCCUGCUGCCCCCUGCCAACCGCCGCAAGCUGCAGCUCCUGCUGCGCCUCAUGACCCGCGUCUGCAACAACCCCACCCUCCCGCCGCUCAACGAUGCCAUAGCAACACGCACCCUGAUGGCUCAGACCUUCUCCCGUUGCAUCCUAUCCUCGUCUGAUGAGGUGGACCUAGACGAGCUGCUGGCCACCAAGCUGGUGACCUUUAUGAUGGACAACCAGGAAGUGGCGCUGCAGGUCCCCACCAGUCUUCAAAAGUCUGUGGAGGAGCAUGUUAGCCAGCUACGCAGAGUGCAGAUCAAGUAUGCUGGAGCAGACGCAGACAUGUCUGUGCUGUCGCCGAGAGGUCCGCCAACCUUCUGCCGGCAGAUCAGCCGUGAGGAGUUUGAGGAGCAGCGCGUCUCCGCCUCGCAGGACGCCAUGGUGGGGCUGCUGGAGGGCAUCGUUCAGGACGAGAACAUGUCCGUCAAGGACAAGAAGAAGAAGCUGAAGCAGUUCCAGAGGUCGUACCCUGAGAUCUACGUGCGCCGCUUCCCCACGGCGGACAGCGAGGCGGCCGUGUUCCCAGUGAAGCCCCCGAAGCUGAAGACCCAGCUGAUGUUCCGCACCCUGAAGAAGCCCUUCCAGCCCUUCCAGAGGAGCUGGAGCUACAGGGCCUGAGCCUCCAGCGGAUGAUCAUAGGAGCAGGUCACACUCCACGCCACACUCCAUGCCACGGCACGUCACAUAGGGCUGCAACUCAGAGGCAUCUACGACUAUCGUUAAAUGAUCAGCUACGACUAUCGUUAAAUGAUCAGCUACGACUAUCGUUAAAUGAUCAGCUACGACUAUCGUUAAAUUAUUAGACUACUACGACUAUUGUUAAGAGAGAUCAUGUCAUCAUUUUUAAGACUGUCUCUUUUAGUGAAGGUGGUCGGAUAGAGGACGGACACAGAAGAUGGCUGGCAUAACAGUGCUUUUGGGCAAAACAGCCAAGGGCUCUUGUCCAUUUCUGUGUUGACCCAUGCAUUGGUACAGCAUUGGUUAAAAAAGAUGCAGUGUGUAGUUUUGUUGACGACAAAUUCAUUGAUCUAGACCAGGGGUACUCAAUAGGCGGACCGCGGUCCUGAUCCGGACCCAGACGCAAUCAAAUUUGGACCGAAGCCAAAAUCAACAUUCUAAUUAAAUCAUGAUCCAAGCGAGUUUUCAUUGGUGCGAGUUUUCAUUGGUGCAUGAUUUCGCGCUGUAUAUUUUUUUCAGCCACACAACAAGAGCGUGCAUACCUCAUAUGAA